This is a messenger RNA of Macrosteles quadrilineatus (aster leafhopper), 2145 nucleotides long. RefSeq names its product protein Skeletor, isoforms B/C (gene knk). The record is from RefSeq and is a predicted model, not a curated record. Bases 81 to 2105 code for a protein of 674 amino acids. The transcript is spliced from 14 exons. Lineage: Eukaryota; Metazoa; Arthropoda; Insecta; Hemiptera; Cicadellidae.
UUCUUGCGUUGGGUUCGUGACGUUAGGAUUUCAGCUGAUGGUGAAUCACCGUUUGACAAAUUUUCAACGAUGUGCUUCAGAUGAUAGUGUCCAAAAUGCUUUUUCACUUAGUUUUUCACGUUUUACUCUAUGGGUUGGUGUGUGGGGAACAGUACAGAGGUAAACACCUCGGAAAGCUGAACUCGUAUCACCACCAAGUGUCCGGGGACGUUUACGCUGUUGACGAGUUCACGUUGCUGCUCACCGAGUUCAGCUACGACGGUAAUGGACCCGACUCAUUCUUCUGGGCAGGAGCUAGCAACAGGCCGGGGCCGCAGGGCUUCAUAGUCCCAGAUGAGCAUGGAAAGACCAAUGUUUUAAGCCGAUAUUUCAACAAGGACUUCACUCUGACGUUACCAGAUCGGAAGAAAAUCACUGACAUCAAGUGGUUUGCCAUUUAUGAUUUACUAACUCAAAGUGCUUUUGGAGAUGUCUACAUUCCAGAAGAGUUUGAACCACCAGCUGUUCAGACUAUCUCGUCUUUUGGCAAGAAGUCGCACGGUGUCAGUUCUGGGCCUCUGAGGAUCCUGGAUGCCAAGACCUUGGUCAUACCGGAGUUCACAUACAACGGAGCUGGCAAAGACACAUAUUUUUGGGUCGGAGUAGGACCACAGCCAUCAUCCAAGGGAACCAAAGUUCCUGAUGAAAAUGGAUAUAUGGAGUCCCUGAGAUUGUACGCUGGAGAGACAAUCACACUAGAGUUACCAGGUGAGCUGACGAUCUUUGACAUCGACUGGCUCAGUGUCUACAACGUCGAGACCAAAGAGAACUACGGCUCCGUCAUCGUCCCUGACAACCCCAAUGUUCCUCCUUCCCUCAUCAAGAUCAUUCCUCACAAGUCGACCUUACCUAACUGUAUUCAACUCCACAAGGACUACCAAGUGAGCUGGGAGAUAUUUGGACCUCAGAUUACCAUUCAGUUGGCUGGACAAGUUGGUGAGGAUCACUACCUGGCGUUUGGGCUGAGUGGAGCUCCAGACAAGAUACAGAUGUUGGGCUCUGAUGUUGCCAUUGCGUACAUCGACGGCUACCGAGGGUUUGCCAACGAUUACAACAUCACUGCAAACUCUCCAUGUGUAAAAGUCCUUGGACAGUACAAAGGAGUGUGCAAGGAUGAUCUUAUUGGAGGAAUAGACAACAACCAAAUGCACACAGCGUCUAGAGAAGAUGGCAUCAACUAUAUCACCUACAGGCGAACUCUCAUAUCUUCUGAGUCAGGAGAUCGAGAGUUUAAAGAGGAAGGGCCCAGCCAGCUGAUUUGGGCAAUGGGUCGCUUGGACCACAAAAGUGAGCCAGCCUUCCACGACUUCUACCCAAGAGGAAGCCUUAGUGUUGAGUUGGGCCGCAAGGAACCUUACAACACCUGCUUCUCCUUCACACGAACCUACAAAGAGCUCAGGGAGCCAUGGGAAAGACCCAAGAUUAUUGAUAGAACUUUACGAACGUUCACUGCAACACUCGGGCCUGCUGGUGGGAAGAGGGGAUACCAGGGUAUCACAGGAAUGCCUUCUAAUGGCCUGGCGUGGUACAUCAACGGCCUGCUAGUGCCAGAGAUAUGGAUGAGAAGAGGGUUUACCUAUGCUAUUCGUAUCUACGGAGGCAACAACCCCCACAGUGCAGAGUUCUACAACCCUCUCAUCAUCACGGAUGAGCCACACGGAGGUCUGGAGCGGCUGAGCGAGGUGGCGCAGAGGAAGAUACGAGUGCUUGCAGGCGUGCAGUUCACUCUACGAGGGCAGCCACGCCCCACGUCAGCUGGACCUCUGUGCCUGGCACGCCACAAAGGAGUUGAUCGAAGAUUAGAUGAUGACUUUCCAACGUUCCGCAAGUUCAACAGGUCAUUGUCCUUUACUUGCGAAGAAGGGGAUCCAGCAAUUCUAGAAGUGACGCCUAACUCCUCGUGGCCUGACGUCGUCUACUACAACAGUUACACCCAUCACAACAUGGGCUGGAAACUACACGUUGUAGACAGCCUUAGUUUGGCAUUCACCAGUGAUGCCAACACAACCACCAUCGCAACAGCUGUGCAGCUAGCUUUAUUCUUCCUACUAUUUGUAUUUAGGUAGCAAACAAAUUGUACAAUUAUUUAUUAAAACUUUUUUACAA